AUGUUGCUACAGAAACUGCUUCUGCGGAUCCUGUCCGUCCUGUGUGGCACUAAUGUCUGCUUGGGAUACGUCUACGGCCGACCCAAACGCUCCGGAGAAGAGGGGUCUACAGCCAAGACAGAGUCUCGCUCUGCGUCCUCCAGCGUGGCUCUCUCCGGCUCCUGCAGGAGCAGGUGUUUUGAGUUGGUUGAGGCGGAGCCGCCGUUGUGUCGCUGUGACAACCUGUGUAAGACCUACAACAGCUGCUGCUCGGACUUCGACCAGCUCUGCCUCAGGACAGAGGGGGGGUACGAGUGCAGUAAGGAUCGCUGCGGGGAGACUCGUAACGAACAACAUGCCUGCCACUGCUCUGAUGACUGUCUGGCCAAAGGAGACUGUUGUACCAACUACAAGACUCUGUGUAAAGGAGACAGCUCCUGGCUGCAGGACGAGUGUGAGGACAUCAAGACACCUGAAUGUCCUGCUGGGUUUGUGCGUCCACCACUCAUCAUGCUGUCAGUGGAUGGAUUCAGAGCUUCUUACAUGAAGAGGGGCUCCACUGUCAUACCGCACAUUGAGAAGCUCAGGUCAUGUGGUACCCAUGCUCCAUACAUGAGACCGGUUUACCCCACCAAAACUUUCCCGAACCUCUACUCACUGGCCACGGGUCUUUAUCCAGAGUCUCAUGGGAUCAUCGGCAACUCCAUGUACGACCCGGUGUUUGAUGCCACCUUCACGCUGAGAGGCAGAGAGAAACUCAAUCACCGCUGGUGGGGAGGACAGCCGAUCUGGAUCACAGCAGUGAAACAGGGAGUGAAGGCUGCCACCUUUUUUUGGCCAGUUGCCAUUCCAUUGGAGAGGCGGAUACUGACCAUGCUGCAGUGGCUCCACCUUCCCGAAGGAGAGAGGCCCUAUGUUUACGCCAUGCACUCUGAGCAACCAGACACAUAUGGACACAAAAUGGGACCAAUGAGCACAGAACUGAAUAAUCCUCUGAGGAUGAUUGACAGGAUUGUUGGACAACUAAUGGACGGCCUUAAGCAGAUGAAACUGCACCGCUGUGUCAACAUCAUCAUGGUGGGGGACCAUGGUAUGGAAGAGGCCGGCUGUGAGCGGACAGAGUUCCUCAGCAGCUACAUGACCAACAUUGAUGACAUCAUUCUCGUCCCUGGGUCACUGGGCAGAAUACGUUCCAGAUACCCCAACAACCCUAAAUAUGACCCAAAGGCUGUUGUUGCAAAUCUAACAUGUAGGAAAGCGGACCAGCACUUUAAGCCUUACUUAAAGCAGCACCUGCCAAAGAGACUGCACUACGCCAACAACCGGCGCAUCGAGGAGAUUCACCUGCUGGUGGAGAGGAAGUGGCACGUUGCCAGGAAAGUCCCCGAGGGGAAGAGGCACUGUGGCUUCUCUGGUGACCACGGAUAUGACAAUAAGAUCAACAGCAUGCAGACUAUUUUCUUGGGAUAUGGACCCACAUUUAAGUUCAAGACUAAAGUCCCAGCCUUUGAAAACAUUGAGCUUUAUAAUGUCAUGUGUGAUCUACUGGGUCUGAAACCGGCUCCCAACAACGGGACCCACGGCAGUCUGAACCACUUGCUGAGAAGCCCCACCUACAGACCCACCAUGCCCGAGGAGGUCUCCAGACCAACGCCCUCUGGCCCUGUUCCCACAGGGACAGACGACCUGGGCUGCACUUGUGAUGACAAGUUGCGUGUAAAAAGUAGGGGCCAGAGAGGUUUGAAAGUGACCCUUGUACGAGGCUAUAACCUGGAGUCACUCUGGCUCUGUCUCUUACAGAACAAAGUGGAGGAGCUAAACCAGCGAGUGAGGCAAGCUAUUGAUGACAGCAGGAACCUGCCGUACGGUCGGCCUGCAGUUCUCUUUCGUACCAAGUACUCCAUCCUGCACCACAGCGACUACAUCAGUGGCUACAGUGAGCCUCUCUCUAUGCCCAUCUGGACAUCAUACACUGUCAGCAAACAGGUAGAAGUGUCCCCCCUGCCUGAGGCCCUGACUAACUGUGUGAGACCUGACGUCCGCGUCCCCCCAGCCUUCAGCCAGUCAUGUACCAAUUACAGAGCAGACAAACAGAUCACCUAUGCCUUCCUGUACCCGCCUCAGCUGUCCUCUACCAUGGAUGGAAAAUAUGAUGCUGUUCUCAUCACCAAUACUGUUCCCAUGUACCCUGCCUUCAAGAGGGUAUGGGGUUAUUUCCAGAGGGCACUUGUGAAGAAGUAUGCAAAUGAGAGAAACGGGCUCAAUGUGGUCAUCGGACCCAUAUUUGACUAUGACUAUGAUGGCGUCAGGGACUCAGCUGAGAAGAUGAAACAGUAUGUAAGUGGUACGAUACCCAUCCCCACGCACUACUUUGUGGUCAUGACCAGCUGCCUGGACUUCACGCAGGCCGCUGACUCCUGCUCCGGCCCCCUGAGUAGCUCCGCCUUCAUCCUGCCGCACAGGCCCGACAACGACGAGACCUGCAACAGCUCUGAGGAAGAGUCCCGCUGGGUGGAGGACCUGAUGAGGAUGCACACAGCUCGAGUCAGAGAUGUGGAGCUUCUGUCGGGUUUGGACUUCUACCGCAGAACCACAAGGAGCUACCCUGAGAUCCUCUCCCUCAAGACCUACAUGCACACAUACGAGAGCGAGAUCUGA
Molecule: messenger RNA, 2637 nt
Organism: Myripristis murdjan (pinecone soldierfish)
Lineage: Eukaryota; Metazoa; Chordata; Actinopteri; Holocentriformes; Holocentridae
Gene: enpp2
Product: ectonucleotide pyrophosphatase/phosphodiesterase 2
Exons: 25
Coding region: 1-2637 (878 amino acids)
Biological process (GO): phosphatidylcholine catabolic process; immune response
Molecular function (GO): calcium ion binding; phosphatidylcholine lysophospholipase A1 activity; phosphodiesterase I activity
Source: RefSeq, a predicted model, not a curated record